GCCCCGCCCGCCCGUGCUGACUUGAUACAAUUAUCUAACAAACCCCACCGGGUGAAUGUCGAAAACACUCCAUGCUGAAAACGUGCAAGCCGAGGAGCUCCGCAGUGAACGUGGCUGCAGAUCCAGGUAGAGGAGCCUGUUUCCAUUCCACUGCCAAACAAUGGAGAAAAUGGAGGUGAAAAUGGAAGAGGAGGAAGACAACUCAUUCAGCAACACUGACACAAAUGGUAAACGGCCAGCGGACGACAUGGAGGAAGAGCACGUGUUCAAACGUUCUCGCAACGCAGACGAGAUGGUGGAGCUGCGAGUUCUUCUGCAGAGCAAAAAUGCUGGUGCUGUUAUCGGAAAGGGUGGCAAGAACAUAAAAGCCCUGCGCACUGACUUCAAUGCCAGUGUUUCAGUCCCAGACAGCAGUGGCCCAGAGCGAAUCCUGAGCGUGAACGCCAGCAUCGACACGAUCGGAGACAUUCUGCUGAAAAUCAUCCCUACUCUAGAGGAGUACCAGCAUUACAGUGGGACAGAUUUUGACUCGGAGCUUCGUCUGCUGAUCCACCAGAGCCUGGCGGGGGGGAUCAUCGGGGUGAAAGGAGCCAAGAUUAAGGAGCUGAGAGAGAACACCCAGACCACCAUCAAGCUGUUCCAGGAAUGCUGUCCUCACUCCACCGACAGAGUUGUUUUGGUCGGAGGGAAACCAGAGCGAGUCGUCGAGUGUAUAAAAGUUAUCUUGGAGCUGGUGGCCGAGGCGCCUAUCAAAGGCCGAGCGCAGCCUUACGACCCGAACUUCUACAACGAGACGUACGACUACGGCGGCUUCACCGUUGUUUUCGAGGAGCGAGGCAGGCGACCAAUCGGAGGGGGGGGUUUCCCCAUGAGGGUUCGGGGGGGCUUCGAUCACAUGCCUCCCCCCUCCAGAGGCAGCAGGCCGAUGCCCCCCUCCUCCAGACGGGACUAUGAUGACAUCAGCCCGCGACGGGGUCCUCCUCCUCCUCCAUUGAACCGAGGAGGAGGUAGAGGAGGGAGCCGAGCGAGAAAUCUGCCUCUUCCUCCUCCACCGCUGCCAAGAGGAGGGGGGGACAGAUUCUCUCACGGCAGUUAUCACGGCGGCAUGGACGACAGACAGAGUGACAGAAGAGGCCGAGGAGGAGACCGUUACGAGAGCAUGGGUGGAGGAGGAUAUGACAAGGAACACUCAGAAGACAACAACUCCUCCUGGGAGCACUUCCAGUCUGGCGGCAGAGGAUCGUACAGCGACAUCGGAGGCCCAGUCAUCACAACACAAGUCACCAUCCCAAAAGACCUGGCGGGCUCCAUCAUCGGGAAGGGGGGCCAGAGGAUCAAACAGAUCCGCCACGAGUCCGGAGCCUCCAUCAAGAUUGAUGAGCCACUAGAGGGCUCCGAGGACCGAAUCAUCACCAUCACGGGCACGCAGGACCAGAUCCAGAACGCCCAGUACCUGCUGCAGAACAGUGUGAGGCAGUACUCUGGUCGCUUCUUCUAGAAAGGAGAGCGAUAAAGAAGAAGAGUGAAGCCAUGCCGCCAUACUGUUUCCUCCUCUUCCUCAGAGCCGACAUUCCCCUGCUUCUCCUCCCCUUUUCUUUCUCACAAAACACAACGAUUUUCAUUUGAAUCUCAAAUCUGUCGGACAGAUUCUCGUGGAGUGAACCCAUCUGUGUUUUUUAUUUCAGUGCAGCAUGCAGAAUGUAAUCUCUUUGUCAAGACAUUUUGUUUCUUCCCCUCCUUAAAACCUUUAAGCACACUUUCAAAAUGAAGCUGCAUGGUAUCAGAAUGGUGAAGUACCAUUAAAAUAAACUUUGAUUUUUACUCAAUUUCAGCAUACUUUUAAAGUGCUUUUUUGUAAGAGGGGGCUUUAUUGAAGUAGUUUGACUUUUCCUUCUUGCAAGAGCUUGGUUGGUUCUUAUGUGUGUAUGGAAAUCAAUCCUACUUAAAGAGGCCCUAUUUUGGUUUUGGGGUUUUCCCAAAUAGAUGUCCUACUUUUGCUUUAAGUUGGGAUAAAUGUGCCAGUGUGAUGAAGCAAAAAUAGAAGCUGUAUAAAGUGUGUGUAUAUAUUUACAUGAAGUAAACAUUAGUGUCAUGAGUGCUGACGUUAAAUAGGCCCUACUUUCUUGGAAGGAGAUUGCGCCAUAAAGCAGGUUAGGUCAUCUUUUUUUAAAUGUCUUUUCUGCCGCUCAUGACUGGCUGUGAUUCAACCUUAAUAUCUGAUCUGUUUGAUCCAUGAGUGUGUUUAAUUUUGAAGCAUUUUUUAAGUGUGUUUCGGAGCAUACAGAGUCCAUGUUGGUUGUCCUGUUACCUCCUGCAGGAGUUUAGUAAAUAAAGUCUGUCACAGUUC
This is a messenger RNA of Trematomus bernacchii (emerald rockcod), 2347 nucleotides long. It is a transcript of the gene hnrpkl, whose product is annotated as heterogeneous nuclear ribonucleoprotein K, like. Gene Ontology annotation, cellular component: nucleus; cytoplasm. Bases 161 to 1498 code for a protein of 445 amino acids. Gene Ontology annotation, molecular function: mRNA binding. Gene Ontology annotation, biological process: regulation of mRNA splicing, via spliceosome; regulation of transcription by RNA polymerase II. The record is from RefSeq and is a predicted model, not a curated record. The transcript is spliced from 17 exons. Lineage: Eukaryota; Metazoa; Chordata; Actinopteri; Perciformes; Nototheniidae.